This is a messenger RNA of Drosophila subobscura, 4660 nucleotides long. Its product is annotated as transcriptional regulator ATRX-like. The record is from RefSeq and is a predicted model, not a curated record. Gene Ontology annotation, cellular component: nucleus. The transcript has 19 exons. The coding region runs from base 82 to 3759 and encodes 1225 amino acids. Gene Ontology annotation, molecular function: ATP hydrolysis activity; ATP-dependent chromatin remodeler activity; ATP binding. NCBI's taxonomy places the organism in Eukaryota, Metazoa, Arthropoda, Insecta, Diptera, Drosophilidae.
CUUGCACCACUAGAAUAUUUUUUAAUAACAAAAACAACGGUCGUAAAACCUCAAAACAAAACAAGUAAUUAAAGACUCAAAAUGAAUCAACUGAAGCAGGAAAACACACAGCACGAAUCCUUAUGUGUUAAGACUUCAGAUAAUAAUUUGCCUGAAACUGAUUCCGAACCAAACACAUUGAGGGAACCACCUAUUGCAGAGCUUCCUACAGAAGAAAUAAAUCAAGUUGAAGUUGACACUUUCUGUAAUAACUACAACAGUACUGAAGAAUUAUUACAAUUACCGACAAAAGAAACUCGUCGUAAGGAAUGUUAUUGGUUGAAAAAAAGUAACAUAAGCUUUACAGACGCCUUGAGCGAUCAUAACUAUACAUCACAGGAAGAGUUUAAGUGUCGGCAAUGCCUGGAUUGUGUUGAAAAUAUGCUGAUAAAUAUUAUUUUUCCAAAUAGAGUUGAAUCUGAGCCUGUUUCGUCAAACGUCAAACUUUUCAUAGACACCACCAUACAGAAUCUAAAAAAAUAUCAAUUAGAAGUGGAUGUAACGAAUACAAAAUGCCAGGACAAUGCCAGUCAAACAUCGUUAUUUACAGAAAAAUGUACUGCGGAGUUAAACAGUUCAAACUGUUCAGAGCCCUUGGAAGUCGAUCUAAAUGAUCAUUACCUUGAAAAUCUUUAUACACACUUUGGGAAAGAAAAGAUUAUCCUUAAACCUAUUUUAAUGACCACGUUAAAUGAAGCAAAACAGUUAAUAAAUGAGUGCUAUGCGCACAAUUCAAAGUCUGAAGAGGAAUUUAAAGUGAUUUUACUAACUAAAAUAAAACAACUUCAAGAAAUUGCCACUCCCGGAAGUCCAUCACCAAGUCGAGCUCUAGAUAAAUCAUUUAAAGAUUCAAAGAUGACGAAACAUCAGAAAAACCAUAAAGCAAAAAUGAGACUACUUUUCGAUACAUCUAGUUCGUUGAAUACAGACUCCGAGCUCAAAAGUAGCUGUGAUGAUCUAAGCGAAAAAUCUUCAAGCGAAUGUAGUUCAAAACCGUCGCCAGUACGCCGCUCGUUCUACUCAAGUAAACACAGGAAUUUGCAAUGUGAUUAUAAUGAUGGUGUUGAUCUUUCCAAAUAUAUAAAAUUGAAUGUAAAUAAUAAUCUAAAAUUUGGUGAGGUCGAUAUAAAAACUAUAAAAACAACGAGAUCAUGUGCAUCGGACAACGAUACAGACAAAGAAAUCGACAGAUUGACAAAUUUGAGUGCGUUGAAAACACGUCAUGGACAAAAGAGUUACAUCAAAGCAAAGAAAAAGAGUCAGCUGAAUUUGUCUCAAAGGAGUGAUCUUAAAAAGGAUGAUUGCUUUGUAGAAGACGAGGAUCAAUAUGAAAGUGAUACCAUAAUUGAAAAUGAAGACAUUUUAACCGAGGGACAGUUUCUAACGCGUUGUAAUGAACAAAUCAAGUUGCAACUGUUAAAUGAUUCAAGUAGUGAUUCGGGAUUGUCAAAUCAAAGUGGGUUUGAUGAUUCAAAGGAAAUUUUUUCUGAAGGAAGUGAGAACAUAAUUAGUACUGUGGACAAGUUUUUACAGAAUUUUAAUUCUGAUAAAAUAGUCUCAUGUGAAGAGGAAAACCCCAAAGCUCUUGUUGAUGACAAUGAAAUUCCCUUUAACAUUAAUCGGCCACACAAUAAAAUUGACAAAGAUGAUCUAGAAAAGUCAGACAUUAGAUCAUUGAAAAAAGAAGUUGGGAAGCAUAGUAAACAUGAAGAAAUCGUGCUUAGCUCGGAGAGUGAUUAUUCAGAUUGUGACGCUGAUCUUCAGAAAUCAAGAUUGAUAAAACCUAUGCUUCGAAUUGAUCAGCUUGCCAAUGAAACUAAAGCUGCACAAAAAACCGAAAGCGAACGGGUUCGACGACUUGAUAAGAAACAUUUGGAACUGUCCAAAGCAAUUAAAAAGAAUUGUGAAUCUAUAAAUAAGUCGGAGCUAAUACUUGAUUACAUCGAAAGGACUAAUACAUUUGUUAAAGUGGACAGUGAUAUAGUCAAACAAUUAAAGCCACACCAAAUUGAUGGUGUUAAAUUUAUGUACGACUCCUGUUAUGGCGGUGUGGAUGAGCGAAAAAAAAAUUCUGGAUCAGGAUGCAUUUUAGCUCAUUGCAUGGGCCUGGGAAAAACUCUUCAGUUGAUUGCUUUGCUGCACACCGUGAUUUCGUACAAGGAACUAAACACGGCAAAGGUCUUGGUACUAUGUCCAAAAAGCACGGUCAUGAACUGGGCUGAUGAAUUUCAUUAUUGGCUAAGUCCCUUGAAAAUAAAAAACCAUUUAAAGGUUUUCAUUUUUCCGGAUUCAUCUGAUAUUGCAGAAAAGUUGCGGGUUUUGGAAGAAUGGUCCUUAUCGUCGGCUAGCAGAGCGGGCUGCUUGUUAGUGGGCUACGAGGCAUUCCGUACUCUUGUUUUUUAUCACUCAUACAAAUAUCGAGGGAACGUGGCUUCUUCAAAAUUGGAAAAUGUUCGAGAUAAAGUCCACAAAUACCUAUUACAGCCUGGUGCCGAUUUAGUCGUAUGUGAUGAAGGACAUAUUAUUAAAAACAGUAAAUCUGCCAUAAGUCUUGCCGUAUCAAAAAUAAAAACCCCAAAACGAAUAAUAUUAACCGGAACGCCCAUACAAAAUAACCUCAAAGAAUAUUAUAGCAUGGUAAACUUUAUAAAACCGUUAUACCUGGGCACGGAAAGGGAGUUCGCAAAUUUAUAUGCAAAUCCUAUAAAGAAUGGCCAACAUAAAGAUUCCAGUAAAAAGGAUAUUACAAUAAUGAAGCAGCGAUCCUACGUUUUACACAAAAAGCUAUCCAAAUUUGUUCAGAGAAAAGAGGCAGAGUUGCUCAAAACAUUUUUGCCACAAAAAUUCGAGUAUGUUUUAUUUAUUCCGAUGACGCCUGUUCAGAACACACUUUAUGAACAUAUAUUGGAAGCAAUAGGAAAUCGUGGUGACUGUCGAGGCAAAAGUCUGAUAACAGAUUAUACUGUUUUAAGAAAGAUAUGGACACAUCCUAAGGUAUUAGAAGACGCAUGGAAAAAUGCCACAAACCAAAGAAAUAAAAAAGAAAUAAAGAAAAUCAAUUGCCCAAACUCCGAGGAAGAUCAACCCGAUGAUAUUUAUGACAGUCAAACUGGUGUGAUGUCUGUAACUAAUGACUGGUGGCGCAGGCAUCUGACAAAGGCAGAUUUGGAAUCUAUAAUGCCAAGUAAUAAGCUCCGGAUUAUGUUUUCCAUUCUUCGAAUGUGUGAAGAGAAGGGCGAAAAAUGUUUAAUUUUUUCCGCCUUUGUGGCAGUACUCAACGUUGUGGAAUACUUUUUCAAAAGAAUUACGGAUUCUGAUCCCGAAGUGUUUUAUUUCGCCCAUUUAUCAUCAAGCCAAAAACCCGCAGGAAAAUGGAUCAGUGGGCAAGACUAUUACAGACUGGAUGGUAAAACACCUAAAAACAUACGGCAUGAAAUGAUAAAACGAUUCAACAGCGAAGCCAACAGACGUGCCCGCGUUUUUUUAAUAUCUGCCAGGGCUGGUGGCCAAGGAAUUAAUCUAAUUGGUGCGAAUAGAGUAAUCAUUUUGGACACCUCGUGGAAUCCAUCCAAUGAUCAACAAAAUAUAUUUCGAGUAUUUCGCCUGGGACAAAAAAAAAAAUUGCUAUAUAUAUCGUCUGAUUGCAAUGGGCACUAUGGAAGAAAAAGUGUACUCUCGAUCUGUUACAAAACAAGCAAUGAGUUUUCGAGUAGUAGAUGAACAACAAAUAGAUAGGCAUUAUAACAUGGAAGAAUUAGCAGAACUUUAUACGUUGACGAUACCAAAAAAAAGUGAAAGAACAAUGCCUGUGUUUCCUAAGGAUACCAUACUGGCUCACUUGUUGAGACAGUCGGAGCUUGUUUAUAAAUACCAUGAACAUGAUAGUCUCUUAGAAAAUAAAGUCGAGCAAGAGCUGAGUGAGCAAGAAAAAGCGGAUGCUUGGGACACUUACGAAAGGGAAUUGGAAGUUAAUCUGGAACAACAAGAAGGAUUAAAUGCUGAAAAAAGUCAAAUCGGUGCUCCGAACUCGAGACUGAACUCGUACUUAGCUCCAAUUCCAAGUCUGGAUAUGCAAAAUUUAUUAAACUACAGCAUUCAGUCAGCUUCAUUUAUGCCUCAACUAAACUAUAAUAUGAAUCAAAAUUACUUGGACAGCUUAAACUACUACCAAAAGUUUUCAUCGUUACGAUAUUUAAGUGAUAAUAACUAUGUCUCAUCACCUUAUAAUGCAAUCAAUUCCGCCAAUCAUAAUUUUCUUUCUGCGGGUGCAGGCGGUGUUUCGAAUAAUUCUAGUUCUAUAACUCCAAAUGAGAUGUUUCAUAGACAUGCUAAAAAUGUUGAGCUACCAACCCAGGAUGCACUUAAAGUACAGUCGACGCUUGAACAAUACAAACAGUUUCUUGAAAGCCCUUUCUCUGGGCUCCUAAACUUUUCAAAUCAGGGCUAUGAUCCUUCAACUAAUAAAACAAAUAUGGCAAAUGUAGGAGAUAAUGCAAUUUCUAGAAAGGAACAUUUAAAUAUAUUCGAUUCUCAUUAUACUAAGAGCGUAAGUGCUGCGAAUGAUUCAAUUGUUGCUAAAAAUAUCAAUACAGUUGAUCUUACGAAGCUCUCAGCAGAAGAA